Molecule: messenger RNA, 321 nt
Organism: Lachancea thermotolerans CBS 6340
Lineage: Eukaryota; Fungi; Ascomycota; Saccharomycetes; Saccharomycetales; Saccharomycetaceae
Gene: RPS10A
Product: 40S ribosomal protein eS10
Exons: 2
Coding region: 1-321 (106 amino acids)
Cellular component (GO): cytosolic small ribosomal subunit
Molecular function (GO): structural constituent of ribosome; RNA binding
Source: RefSeq, a predicted model, not a curated record
AUGUUGAUUCCAAAGGAAGAGAGAACCAAGAUCCACAGACACUUGUUUCAAGAGGGUGUGAUUGUCGCCAAGAAGGACUUCAACCAGCCAAAGCACGAUGAGAUCGACACCAAGAACUUGUACGUCAUCAAGGCCUUGCAGUCCUUGACCUCCAAGGGCUACGUCAAGACCCAGUUCUCCUGGCAAUACUACUACUACACCUUGACUGAGGAAGGUGUUGAGUUCUUGAGAGACUACUUGCACUUGCCUGAGAACAUUGUCCCAGCUACCUACUUGCAAGACAGAUCUCAGGAAACCCAAAGACCACAAAGAAGAUACUAA